AGCCGCCAUGAGAGACUACACGGCGGCGCCGAGCAACGGAGGCGCGUGCAUGCCCUGCUGCCAAGUUUGCGUGUUCGUCUUUACCGCAUUUCUCAUCGUCGCAGAGCGGACUGCGCUAAUCUAUUGCUUUGUGUACUAUCUGUGGAUUGGUCACAACUACUGCUACGCCCAUCUUUCUGGGUUCACUGCUCUAUUCUUGCUGCCAGGAUGGGUUCCUCAGUGGCUCAGUUACAUGUGGUACCUGUCAGAUGGACGCAUCCGCAGGAAGUCUCUCUCAUGGACACAUAUACUGCACCUGGGUAUCUUCAAAAGGCUGUUGGAGUGUAUGCAUCUGCCUGAUGAGGAUUUGUAUGGUGAGAUCAUGCAGCAGGCAGACGUAUCUGGCUUAAGACUCUUAGAGGCCUUGAUGGUAACCCUCCCCCAGACGCUGCUGACGACCUAUGUGCUCAUCUGUACUGAUAUAGGUCUCAAAUCUCCAGCCUCGGUGUGUUUCGUGGUGUGUUUGCUGUCUCUCGCCUGGGCCUUGGUCCUCUACGCCAGAGCCUGUUCUCUGAUCAGACCGGGUCACUUACAUAUGACGCCCGCUGCCAUUCUCUGUCGACUGCUGUGGAGGGUCGGUAUGUUGGGAUCUCGAUUCGCUGUUCUCAUGCUCUUCACACGUAUCUUCAAACAGUGGAUCCUGGGAGUCAUCGGUGUGCACUGGCUGGGGGCAACUUUCUGGAUGGUGUCUCAGCAGACUGACAUCAUACGAUCGACAAGCCGAUGGAGAAUCUUCAACCUCGUGCUGGGAGCCAUUCACAUCUUCCUCUUCCUCAACGUGAAGUAUGGUCAAUCCAGAUACCGCAUGGCCGGUUUCUACCUGGUCAUGUUCUUAGAGAACGCAUUUCUUCUUCUGGCCUCAUCCUGGAUGUUUACCAUGGUGUCCUGGGACACUGUUGGCAUCCCAGCCGCAGUGUUCUGCAGCUUCCUCAUUGGAGUGAUAGCGUUGGCUCUGUACUAUCGUUUCCUCCACCCGAAGUCCUUUGAGAUUUUCCAGAGUAUUCGCCACAGAGGGAUUAGUGGAGCCUGCACAGAGCGCGGGUCUACGCUCUCAUUGGAGGAGAAAGUCACGCCCACUUUCCAUCGCCACGCAACACUGUCUGGAGGUGGGACUCUCAUGGACCUUCCUAUCCAAUGGGAGGGCUGGAGACAUCACCACUGGCUGCUGAUUCGCUUGGCUCUGAAGACAGGGGAUGUAACAAAGAUCUGGUCGGUCUAUGGCGAGGGGGGACUGGCUGGACUGAUGGGUCUGUCUGAAGAAUUUCACUCCCCUGACGAACCAUAUGUCCCUCGGGUUGAACCUGUUCCACCACAGGUUCCUCAGAUCUCACAUCCGGCUCCUCAGCCAGCUCCUCCACAGGUGGCCCAGGCUCCACAUGUGACAGAGGUGGUCCAGGCAGCAAGGCCUCCUCCCACCAGUGUGGUGGCCAGACCGGUGAGGAGAGCUCCUCCCACAACAAUCCAGGAUAUGAGAAGGUUUCCAGAGAUUAUCCCGAUCCAUGAGGUCAUUAAUGAAGAGACAGCAGAGGAAGACUCCAGUGCUCCACCAUCCGAACGAAAUGGUGAAGAGGAUUUUCAGAGUGCAGCCUAUGGUUCACCGUCACUCUCGUCCCCAAUGCAACCAGAGAGCCUCCGCCACAUCGACAGCAAUGCUGCAAGCCUCGCUGCAAGCCUGACCCCAGCCUCGUCCUCCGUAUGCUCGCUGGACAUCAAGACUCCCGGCUGGUCACCUGAGCGACGUUCCCCUAUGCUGAUUGCUUCCCCAGAGAAAAAGUCGGGGAUACCUGGAGAGUCUAGCACCACACUGUAUUUCAGUGCAGAAGCACAGUCUCCCUCCAGCGGGAGCUAUCUCGGCUGGGGCUCUGAGCUGUCGCCCAUCUCCACCUACCGAAGUCCCUACCGGAUCAGGGAGGCUCGUUUCAUCACCUCCACCCCCCGAUUGGAGCCUCGACCUGGGGCUGAAAUUCUCAGUCCAGCCUCUGUUGUCGUGACUCCUGCCACUCCAGGUACAACACCGGGCACCACCCCCCGUGCUUCCUCGCCUGCUCUUUCUACGCCUGGUGCUUCAACACCCGCAGCUUCGACACCCGCUGCCUCAACCCCCGGUGCAUCCACUCCUGGUGCUACUACGCCCGGUACUCCAGUCAUCCCACUCACUCCAGUCAUCUCCCACGCUCGUAAACAGAUGGUCCAGUAUGUGGACAGUAGAGAGAGGGCGGUGUAAGGAGGGUUGGGGGGCGGAGGGGAUGGGAAAUCCUAGGUGGGGAAUGGAAAUCUUUUUUCAGUUCAGCAGUUGAAGAUAAACCUAUCUCUCUGCUUUAAUUACUGGGGAAAGGCUCAGUGGUUGUGUUUAUUCAUUUGUAUCAGUUAUUAAAGAAUAUAAAGUAUGAUCUUUUAUACCCUAACAUGCGGAAAAUGUAGAUGCACAAGUGACACUGGCAAAAUACCUGAAGACCUCUGUAGGGAUGUUGGUUGUGUACUGAUUGUUCAAGCUCAUGUCGCUGCACCUGCUGCUCCUGGUGGGUGCAGCUGCAUGAGGAAGGCUUGAGUAAUACGGAUCUCCUCAAAUAUGAUGCUCUUUGCAGGCUGGGGUAUAAAAACUUGUGUUGCAGGGAGACUCAGGCUGUUUACCAUCAGAGCUGGUCACAGUGAACUGAAGAUGAAAUCUGGGUCAGUAACCAAGAGAAACAUUUCACAGGUGCUAAUAAAAGUGGAGCAUCGCUUUCAUUCAUUUACAAUGAAUAAUGGGAAACCAAACAGAGAAAACCCACAGCAGUGAGGUGUCGUGUUCAGGAGGUGCAGAAUUAAUAACGUCCAUUAGCAAAUGAAUCAUUAAAAUGAUGGGGCGGGUUGAGAUAACAUAAACAAUCAUGAGAAUCGGGGCAAAGUUCAUGAAAUUAUCUUAAUGACUAAGAUUUUUCUAAAUGAUCCAGGAAAUUAAACCAGUUUACAAUAAGAACAACAUGCUGCCAGGCUGCUGAGCAAAGUCUCUUGUAUAAUGUAACUCGCCAAACCUGUCUCUUUUUUUAACUGGUGAGACUUGUCUUUAUGUGAUCUCCUCGUUUUGUCUGUAGAACAGAUUUCACUCUUACCACCUCAAUGUCUCCUAUGAGCUGAGGUUUUAGUGCUGUUCAUCAGCUAUAUGUGGCAUUGGAUCAAAUUGUCUAAAUGUAUUGUGUUACAAUGAAACCAGGGAUCAGUUGUGACAUACAGAAACAAUGACACAUUUUCCUAAAACUUGAGAUGAUGUUGAGCAUCUCCCCUCAUUCACUAAUCAGACUGUUACUCACUUUAUUUACACAACAUGUUUAAUGUUAACACAAGCUACUUUCAUACACACAUAGAUCGAGGCCUGAAUUUACUCUCUGUAAAAUAGAAAUAACUUUAUGAAUCUUAUGCUACACCUUCAUGCCAGUCCGUCAGCACCUAACAGCAGAAAAUUAAAGCUGAGGUUUGUCACGUUAGCCACUAGAUGGCUCUAGCAUGAUAUUCUUCAAACUACACUAGAAUUUAAUUAAGCAAUAUAAAAUAUUAUAUCAUCUGAUCGUUGUUUUAUUAUUUUUACUUUUCUCGUAUCUUAUUGCUGAUUGGAUUUUAUGUUGGUGAUCACAUAUUAAUUUAAUCUAUAAAUAUAUACUGUUUUAGUCAUACAAUUAUAUAGUUAUAUGAGACUAAUGUAUAAUAUUCAUCAAAGCAUAAAAUAAAUCUAUAAAUAUACAAACAAAUUAUUAAGACUAACUUCACCAUUCACAGACAAGCUUUUCUCGAAAUUACACAUAUAUAUAUUUUUAAUAGUUAGUUUGACCAAAUAUAAUUAUGAACAAGGUUUUUUAAAGGCGAAUUUGUUUUACAUAAUAAGGAAUGGAUAAUUUCUGCAGCAGGACAUAAUUAAUGCUUGUGUUGUUGAAAGAAAAUAUUUUCAAUGACGAAUCCCAAUUAUAACAUUUUGUUUUGUUUUAAUUAGUGACAUGUAUGAAUGAUGAUGAUAUAUAUAUAUUAUGUGAUACAAUGGAAUUAUCAUUAAAAAUCACAUUCAGUGAACACUGAAGCUGGAUGCUAAUGAUCAUUUAUUGAAUGAGGUACUAUAUUAAUGUUAAGCUGAAUGAUCAGCUGUAACUCUAAAUGAGUGGUUUUCUUCUACAUUAAGGGAAAAGCUCUAAAACAUGUUUUUAUCAUGUAAGGAGCAGAAUGUAAAAUGUGAAUUAAGGUAAAGAUCAUGUGCUGCUAUGGGUUUCCAGUUCGGUGAGAGCCAGUAUUAUGUCAUGUUAUAUUUAUUAGUAUUUAUUUCAAUAAGUCAUGUUCAAGAAUGUAGCGUUUACAGAUAUCAGUCUACCAUGUAUAUUUGUCUAUGGUUUUGUUGUUUCUUUCCUAAACCAAGCUUUUUAAUUUUUGAUUUUUUAAACAAAAAAUUACAUAUAUAAAGUAAAGUCACUAAUAAGCAAUUAAAUUGUUGAGAAUAUACUGUUAAUUCUGGGUUUUGGAACAAAGAAUAGAGAGAUAUGUGCUUUUGGCCGAACAGCCUUAUCCGACCCUGUCAUAUCCAUGAACUUUGACCUGCUGAGAGAAAAAGAAGUCCCUGCAUGAUACUCAUUCGUACGGACAACACAGAUGUGUCUAUUCCCAUAGAGAAAAACGCACCAACUGUAACUACACAUGCACACACACGUCACAGUAGUUAACACACAUGCUUGAAUGUAUGUGUAUGCAGAAGCAAUAAGGAAGCUAAUGAAAGUAUAUUAGUGCACUGAUAAAAAUAUGUUUUAGUGAAGUCUUGGCUUGAUCAUCAUGAAUCAGCACUUUGCCUUGCAGGAAGCUUGUUUCAUGUGUGUGUAUUGCUUUGUAUUAGCACAGUAUAGGCUUUGCUAUGUUACCUGCUGUGUGUGUUGAUAUUUACUUGUGUUUUCUAAUUUGAAUCAUUUUGUAUUUUAAACCAAAUUCUGCUUUUAUACUCGAUCACAUGUAAUGUCCUGAGAUGAGCCACAGUGCAGUGUUUCCAGGUCGUGUGCUAAAGUUUCAUGUGUGAACUUGUGGUGUAGGGACACUGACAGGCUGGAGCUUCCUUACGUCACCUCAUCGUUGGACGGCCUCCACUAAUCAACAUGCAGCACCUCAUCUGUAGCUAUUGAUGUGAUGAAAAAUAAAGUCAUUAAUCAUGA
Platichthys flesus (European flounder) is the source of this 5195-nucleotide messenger RNA. It is a transcript of the gene xkr5b, whose product is annotated as XK related 5b. Gene Ontology annotation, cellular component: plasma membrane. NCBI's taxonomy places the organism in Eukaryota, Metazoa, Chordata, Actinopteri, Pleuronectiformes, Pleuronectidae. The coding region runs from base 8 to 2263 and encodes 751 amino acids. The record is from RefSeq and is a predicted model, not a curated record. Gene Ontology annotation, biological process: phosphatidylserine exposure on apoptotic cell surface; apoptotic process involved in development; engulfment of apoptotic cell. The transcript is spliced from 13 exons.